CGCUGCGCAAGUAACAUCGUCUGCCAACGAUACGCUCCGUUUUAUAUUUUAAAAUACGUAGCGAAAUUACGCGAACUUGUAUUUUUGCGCCAAGCGAUCGACGCGUCAUUGUACAUUAAAAGCAACAAGUGUCCGCGCGCGAAUAAUUAGUAGCUGAAACGUAAUUCGUCGAAAUCUAAGAUUAGCGGUGCUUCUCGUUCCAUGGAAAAAUGAAUGAGAGACAACAAUCGCCGUUGUCGCCGUUGAUGAUCAUCGAGCCGGUCGAGUCUUUGCACGGCAGCAAGCUGAUAAGCGAUACUGUGUCGAACAAACCGACCCAGCAUAGAAGGCCCUGUCAAACGCAAGAAGUCAUUGAGAUCAGCGACGAAGAUGACGACGACGACGAAGUGCAAUUUGUGGAAAUGCCACAGGACGUGGUCGAAAUAUCGAGCGACGAGGAGAUGUCGUUACAGGAUUAUAAUGACAAUAGAUCCCAACGAACUCUUGAGACUGUCAUAAGCCAAAACAUGACAAAUAAAAGCCAAGACCCGAUCGAAGAUUCGCUCUUCUGCUCUUUGGUAAUAAGCGAGGUCACGAGUUUGAGCAAGGAAGAUUUCGAGACAGCGGGAGAUAUUCCUAUUGCAAAGAUGCAAUACAACACCUUCCCAGAAGUGCAUCAAUCGCAGGAUCGCAACAAACAGCGCAUUAUUGUCGAUGAUCCUGAGGCAAUGUCACUACCCUCGCCGGAUACCAAGCAAAGAAGAAUAGAAUUGUUGGCCUCUGCUUGUAACAUGUUGCUAUUGAAAAGUGCGGAUACCAAUGAACAUCGGCGAACAAUUUCCACAAACUCUUCAAAAAAUUUCGACAGUGGCAAUCCGCCGUCUCCCACGGACAGCGAGAUGACCACGGAGGUAACGAUGGUGUGCGGCGACAACAAAAAUCAGCAAAAUUAUCGAAAAAAAGAAAUAAAGAGAGAAGAUAUACGUAAAAGUGUUUUCGUAGGUGUUGGAGAUGACGAUUAUAUCGAUAGCGAUACGAACUUUACGCAUUUCAACGAGCUCGCGUGUGACCUUAAGUCAGACGAUAACGAAGAGUCAGAGAACAAAAUAGACGCUCGCAAAGAUCAAAUGAGCCUUCAAAGCAACGAUAGUAACAAAAACCCCGUUGAAAAUUCAAAUGACGAAAUUAUUCUCUCGAAUAAUGACGAGAGCAGCCUUUGUAAUAGUCGUGGAUCGUUUAAGGCGCCCAAACGCAUCUAUAUCGAAGGUAAAGAGUAUUUAGUUUUAGACGAUUGGCUAGAUCGGUCUUAUACUGACAAUACAGUCGAUAAUACUAGUAAUGAAUUUUUUGAAAAAAUCGUAGAAACAUCGAUGAUCGUCAGCGGCGACACCGAUCCCCAUUGGUCCUCCAAUGGCGAACCUUGGGAUACAGGUGAACAAAUUUUUAUAAAUCAAUCAAGUAAAAACGAUGUAUCGACCAUAGCGCACGACGCAGCUAAUUCGUCGUCGUUUUCUGUAGCUUCUACACAACAUCUCGUCGUUACUGAAAUUGACGAACAGCAUCAACGCAGCGUCAGAGACGAUGAAAACAUGCAUGAAUCUAAUGACUUGACUUUGGCAGGCAAUGCAAACAUCGACUCUUCAACGGUGCAUACAAGAACAGCCAGUCAAGUCAGCGAUGACAUAUUAGUAAGAAACAAUGAGUCGUGCAAAAUUCGAUGUGAUCUUAAUGUCAGUGGUUACUGCACCAAGUUCGAGCAAGCUGUGAAGAGGCCGCCUGAGAUUUUGCGAAGAGACGCGACGACAUUCAUCGUCGCUGAGCAAAAGAUCGAUAGGAAAAAAUUAUCCGUCCACAAUGAACGGACAAGAUACAUGUGUCGUAAGAAUCGACACGAUGAACGAAAAAACGUCUCGUCACACAUUAAAUCCAAUACAGUAAUAACUCGUAGACAUGCCAACGGAAAUCCAAAAUCCAAAAUUGUUGAACUUUUUCUUUUGCUCAAGAAAAGUAAUAAGCGUUCAACGAUAAAUUUGCGGGCUCAAUUUUUUUUAGACAUGAAUCUCGUUAAGCUGAUGAGGCAAUUCAAUCAGUUUUAUCAAUUUGCUCGAAAUUUUUACAACUACAAUUUAUUACAAAUUCACAAGGGCUCUCUUGAAAUAAAUGGACAGUUGAAAAAAAUUGUACUUGACAAGGCAUUAAGAUAUGACAACGAGAAUAAUGGAAAGAAAAUCAUUUCACAAAAAAUGAUGAUCAUGAAUCUGCCAGAUGAGAACCAGAAUUCUUUUUGUAAAUCAUACCACAACCAACCAUUUCAUAUAUUCGAAAAUGGUAAAAGAAAAUAUAAAUCAGAUGAUAAUAGGUCUGUUUCUUCUAUUGGAGAUGAUGAACCACGCGAUUCUGAAUAUUCUGAUACAGAAUAUUCUGCCAAUGAAUGUCCAAGUGUGUCGAAAGUUAUACCUAAAAUUCCAAUCUCUCAUAUUCCAUGCAAACCUAUCAACAAAGAACCAUCAGAAAAUAUUGUAAAAAAAAAAAGAAAUCGACAGACUCAUAGUGAAAUGAAAUUAACUCUUAAAAGAGAUGGAUUUAAUCAUGGAAAUUGGAUAGCUUUACCAAAGGGAAAUUAUGUCAAUCAUGACAUAAUAUUAAAUAAAAAUGAAAAUUUUUCAAAACCACAAGAAAAAGUGUUGCAAACAAAUAUCAAAAUUACUCAAAAAAUUAUUCCUGAACUGGACUCAAAUUCAUAUGCACCACCAAUUGAAAGAAAUAGUUAUAACAUCACUCUCAAUUUAUCCUCUCACACAAAUUUUAGUUUAAAAUCUGAUAAUCAAAGAAAUGAUAACAUACAAGCAGAAAAAAAUUCUAAAAAGUUUCAUCAAUCUUCUAAAUGUCAGAAAGAACACAUUUUAAAGGAUUUCACUGAAAAAUCAAAUAACAAUAAAGAAAAUGAAUACUUGAGUAGAGAUCAAAGUAUAAAUAAACAAGAAGAAAAGUUCAGUUCAGAUCAUAAUAUAAAUAAACAAGAGGAACCAGAUAAUGAACCAAAAAACACUACACUUAUUCAACUAGAGUCAAAAGAAUACUCAAAUUUCAAACUAGUAGCUAAAAAUGAAAUGAUUAAAAAUUCAGAUGCUCAUAAAGCCACAUUAAAUAUUCAAAUUCAAAAUCCAGUAUACUCUGAAAUCCAAAAAAAAUGUUUUAGUGAUGUAGCACCACCUAUUAUGGUUCCUGAUAAACCAAUAGAAGAUACAGCAAAAGUAGAUAGUUACAAUUUUAAUGUAGUCGAAUCACAUCCUGCCGAUGAUUCGGAUGAUGAAAAUCGACUUACAAUAGAUAUGGAUAAUUUUGAAAAUGAUUCUGCAUGUAUUAAGCAUCAUAAUGAUGAUGAUGGCCCUGUAUCAGAGAAUAAUAGUUUUAUAAAUAAAAAAAAUGACAUUGAGAAUGAUGUGGCAAAUUCUGCACCUUCACAUUAUAACAAAAACAACCAGAGUUGUACAUCAUUAGGUUAUUUAAAGGAAUCUUCAAAAAUAGGUACUAAUUCAGAAACAAGAAAUCAAAUAAAUAAGCAAGAAGAUUCUUUGGAUAAUGAUGCACACUUGACAGUAGACAAAACUGGCAAAAAAAUGAUUAAUAGAAAUGAUCAAACAAUUGAAGUGGAAACUAGAAUUAUGAAUCAAAAUGAAAAUGAGAAUUUUAAUAAAAAAUCAGUAUUUUUUGAUCUAGAUUAUUUUGGGGAUGGAAUUUUUGAAUGUCUACCUGAAUAUCAUAGUUAUGGUAUAGAAACUCGUCAAAAACUUAUCUCAGAAUACAAUAAGUUCUAUCAUGGUACAUCUUUUUAUGAAGAGAGAAAAAAAUCAAAACUAAUAAAAAUAAAUAAUAAAAAAGCUAUUCGGCAAAAAAGAAAAAAAAUAAAAACAAACAAUGAUGAUGAAGUAGUUGAACCACCUUGCAAAAAUUUGAAAUUGGAUCAGCCUGACAUUAAUUUAGAUCAAUCCAAAAGUAUUCAAAGUGUAACAGAGCAUAUUAAUAUGGAAGGUAUGGUACCAAAUGAAAAAACUAAUUAUGUGUCUGAAAGUGAGACUCCAUUAGAAGAAUUGGAAGGGGGUGAUUUUGAUUUUAAUUAUUCUCAAAUAGUUCAGAAUAAAGAAUUUUCUGACAAAAAUUUAAGUGAUGAUUACUGUAUGUCGGAUGAAGAAACUAGUGAUAAUUUAAGUGAUCAAUCAAACUUGAUCUCUGUUGAAACAGUUAAUCAUGAUAACGAGAAUUUUGUCAAUCGAAAUAAUCUUCUGGAGAAAAACUUAUGUAAAGACACAUCAAAUGGCUCAGCAAUUUUGAGUUCUGUAAACAAGAAAAUCGAAAAAUUGAAUGAUAACAGUUUGAAUAACAGUUUCAAGAUGAAGGAUGUGCCACCAAAAAAAAAUUCAGUUAAUGGCCAAGAAAAUCAAUUAACAAGGUCCAUAAUUAUGCAAGAAGAAAUCAUAAAGUUUAACAGCAAAAAUACAGGCGUGAAGAUUUCUAUUGAUAAAGACAGAAAUGCUGAAACAUUUUUUGAAAAAAGCAUUGUACCUAAUACAAAUGCAUUUCUGAAUAGUGCCAUUAAUCAUGCUUCCAACAAAACUAAUCUUGUGAGUAGUGAAACAACUGUUAAUGAUAAUCUUUCUGAAGAAGCAAGGGACAUUUUUUCAAGUUCUUCAACACAGACGUCCAUACAGAAAAAUAUUCAAGUGUCAAAUUCCGAAAAAAUUUUAGAAAAUACCAUUAAAUCUAACUCAAUGGCAUUCUCAGAUGGUUCAAAUAUUCGUACUUUCACAAGAAGUGAUCAUCAAAAAAGUGAACAAAUUAUUAGAGAAAGUAAUCAUGGAAUCAUUGAAAAUAUAGUACAUUCAGAUAGUCUAAAAAAAGAUUACUGUGAUCUGAACGUUUUAAGUCGUUAUAACUUGGUUUUGGAAACAUUACCGCCUUCAAAUGAAUCCAUGAUGUACAAUGAAGAAUAUUAUACAUAUCAUUUCAUGCUUGACUCUCUCAUGGCCCCUCGUAAUUUCAUUGUUCAAUCAAAUCCAAUUUCCGUUGUUUCAUUAACACCAUCUUUAUCAACAAGAUUUGCAUAUCAACCACCACUGUUAUACUACAUUUCAUCAAAUCAGUCAGUAUCAAAUGGACCAGUGACAAAUUCAUCAACAAAUUCGUCACCAGCCCUAUCAACAACAUCGACAAUGACAAACGAGUCAAGAAUUCUACCAAGAGUGUCACCUAUGUCAAACAAUGUAUUAAGAAAAUCAACCACAUUAACUACUUCUGCAAGCACAUCAUCAACAGUUCUAUCAACGUUAUUAAAUGAACAUCCAUCAACCUCCCCCAUGUAUAAACAAAAUUUACUUCAAGUUUCAACAGAACCUGGUGUAGAAUCCAUUAUAAUCAGAGCUUCUGACAUCUGUAAAAUGAAUAAAGGAAAAUCAAUCUCUGAAAGUAAACAGUUUAGAAAUCAAAAUUUUUCUAAAGAAUUAGAAACAAUAACAAGUAAUCAGUCAGGGACUUAUUAUUUAUGUACAAAAGAAUUGGGAUAGUGAAAGCUCUAAAUUUGAAUCAUAUCAAGAACUAGGUCCAAAUUCCUUUCAAUUUCUAAAAUAUCUUAUUAUAAUAAAUAGGUAUCUACUCUACAUGCAAGAUAUUUUAAGAAUCGAUUUCAAGAGUACAGUAUGUACUGUUGAUAAAAUUUUAAAUAAUGAGUCAAGUCCCCCUACAUUUAAUUGUGUUAUUGAGCUGUAUAACAAAUUAGUUAAACAACAUAUUAUACGCUAUGAUGCAGACCAACCUGUACAUACACCGGAUAAAAAAACUAUAGUCGAUAUAAUUGUUAAGCAAGUACUCCAAUAUGAAGAAAUUGUAAAAAAAAACAAUGAAUUGGUUGAAAAACGUAAAAAAAAAAGUAAAUGCUUACCUAAAACGCAAGCUCAGGGAUCUUAAAAUAUGAUUAAUGUAUCAUAUGAGCUUGUGCUAUUGACGAGUAAUUUUUAGCAAUUUAUUCAAAGUGGGUAAUUCAUUACUUUGGAUGUAUUACAUAUGUUUAACGUUAGUUAUCUUUUACUUUUAAAAGUUCUAGUCUCCAAAAUGAGAUAUCAAAAGAUGUCUUGUAUUUAAUAAUAAGAAGUUAGAAAUAAAAUAUUUUCAAUAAUUGACAAUGCUUAAAAAUCUCUUAAUUUAAAAAAUUAAGUACAUUACUAAUAAAAAAAUGUCACAUAUAAAAAAUUAGUCAUGAUUCUUAAGUGAUUAUUUUGUUGAUUACAAAAAAUAUUUGUAUACUCUCUCAGAUUAAUAACUGUAAAUAAUCUAUUUUCAAAUGAUUGUUGAAAACAUCAUUGCGUACAAUAAAGGUAUUCAAAAAUUAUGUUUAAUUUAAGAGAACAAUUAAUUUAAUUUUGAAUACUUAGUUAAAUACUGUAAAAUAGUUUUAUAAUUUUAUGUAUUGAAGAUAUGUUAUAUAUCGAGUGAAGUAUUUUUUUAUUUUGAAAUAUAUUUUUUUCAUCAAAGACCGA
Trichogramma pretiosum is the source of this 6509-nucleotide messenger RNA. RefSeq lists its product as uncharacterized. The record is from RefSeq and is a predicted model, not a curated record. The transcript is spliced from 4 exons. Lineage: Eukaryota; Metazoa; Arthropoda; Insecta; Hymenoptera; Trichogrammatidae. The coding region runs from base 210 to 5540 and encodes 1776 amino acids.